AUGAGUCCGCUGGUGCAGCUGCAGGUGGCGAGGCAGAUCUGUGACGGGAUGGACCAGCUGUCGCUGCUUGAGGUUGUGCAUCGGGACCUGGCAGCAAGGAACGUGCUUGUGUUCAGCCUCGACCCGCAGGAUCACCUUGCAACGGCUCGGCCCGUGCGGUUGAUGGUGCCGGAGAGCAUCGAGAGAAGACAGUACUCGGAGAAGAGCGACGUGUGGGCGUUCGGGGUGACCAUGUGGCUGGUCUGGACUUACGGCAAAGUCCCUUACUGGGCCAUCACCGACGAUUCGCUUGUAGGACCCAGGGUUGUGUACGGGGAGCGACUAGCGGCUCCGUCAUCAUGUUCUCCUCAAGUCUAUUUGAUCAUAAGAUCGCAGCCAGCAAUGCGUCGUCUGCAUCGAUGCGGCGUCGCCGCCGUCACGGGUGGUGUUGGUCUCGGCUACUGCUGA
Guillardia theta CCMP2712 is the source of this 447-nucleotide messenger RNA. RefSeq lists its product as hypothetical. Gene Ontology annotation, biological process: protein phosphorylation; cell surface receptor protein tyrosine kinase signaling pathway; multicellular organism development. Gene Ontology annotation, cellular component: signaling receptor complex. The transcript has a single exon. Gene Ontology annotation, molecular function: transmembrane receptor protein tyrosine kinase activity; ATP binding. Lineage: Eukaryota; Cryptophyceae; Pyrenomonadales; Geminigeraceae. The coding region runs from base 1 to 447 and encodes 148 amino acids. The record is from RefSeq and is a predicted model, not a curated record.